GGCGUUCUGGAUGGGCUCAAGUGGGAGGAUAUAUCUCGCCUCUGGAGCAGUUACUGCGACACUGUAACCUAUCUGGCAUCUGUCCAUUUGUUCUGGUCUCCUGCAAACCAUUCGGAACGCCAUGAAGCCCUUCACCUGGGUUCUUGCUGCCCUCAGCCUGCCUCUAGGCCAGGCCGCCGCCUAUCUGGUCACUCCCCCCGGCACGCCUGCCCCCGGCAGCACCGAAGACUGCAGUUACUGGAUUGCCUACAUUGAACACGCCACCUGCGAGCUGAUCGAGGAGGUCUACCAGAUCACCGCGGCACAAUUCGAGGAAUGGAACCCAAUUGUGACGGAGGUGGGCUCAGGCUGUGAGAUGCUGCCGGGGCUGUACUACUGUGUGCAGAUCGACUUCAUCUACCCCAGCACCACGGUGGCUGCCUCCUCGCCGGCGGCCACCACGACGACCUCUGCCGCGUCCAGCUCAGACACUCCCCUCCCCAUCCAGACCGGCAUGGUGAGUGACUGCGAUGAGUUCCAUCUGGUCGUCAGCGGCGACGACUGCGCGAGCAUCGCCAGUGACUUCGGCAUAUCCCUGGCUGACUUCUACGCGUGGAACCCAGCUGUGGGUGAUACUUGCGCUUCUCUCUGGGUGGAUGACUAUGUCUGCGUGGGCAUUGUCGGGGGGAGCAGUUCGGCUCUGACGACCUCGACCGUGGUCAGCGCCACCAGCGCGACCUCGUCGGCGACGGGCAUCACCACCCCGAGCCCUAUCCAGACUGGUAUGGUAAGCGACUGUGAUGAUUUCUACCUGAUUGUCAGCGGCGAUACGUGUGCCACCAUCGCCAGUGAGUACGACAUUACGCUGGACGAGUUCUAUGAUUGGAACCCCGCCGUCGGCGACACUUGUGCGAAUCUCUGGGUGGAGGACUAUGUCUGUGUCGGAACCACCGGGGAGAGCGCGUCGGCGACAUCGACAACUGCGGUCAGCACCACCAGCACGACCUCGUCCACCGGGGUGACCACCCCCACCCCCUACGAGACCGGCAUGGUGGACGACUGCGACGCCUUCCAUCUUGUGGUUAGUGGCGAUACCUGCGCGGCCAUUGUCAGCGACGCCGGCAUUACGCUGGAUGAAUUCUACGAGUGGAACCCCACUGUCGGGGAUAGUUGCAGCGGCCUGUGGGUGGACUACUAUGUCUGUAUUGGGAUUGAGUGAGAUGGAGUGCGAGGCGAGGCCGGUGGUGUGAGAAUGUUACAACAUAAGAUUUUGGUCGAUUAGUCCGAGCACGUUGUCACUGCGAAUUAAUUAGCCUAGCAAAUCUACCACC
Aspergillus sclerotioniger CBS 115572 is the source of this 1310-nucleotide messenger RNA. RefSeq names its product LysM peptidoglycan-binding domain-containing protein. Bases 122 to 1198 code for a protein of 358 amino acids. The transcript has 3 exons. Lineage: Eukaryota; Fungi; Ascomycota; Eurotiomycetes; Eurotiales; Aspergillaceae. The record is from RefSeq and is a predicted model, not a curated record.